Messenger RNA from Oreochromis niloticus (Nile tilapia), 494 nucleotides. Its product is annotated as moronecidin. The transcript is spliced from 4 exons. The record is from RefSeq and is a predicted model, not a curated record. Gene Ontology annotation, biological process: defense response to bacterium. The coding region runs from base 69 to 302 and encodes 77 amino acids. NCBI's taxonomy places the organism in Eukaryota, Metazoa, Chordata, Actinopteri, Cichliformes, Cichlidae.
GCAGUCAGAGAAAUCUAGAUCCCUUGUGAUAAAAGACUUUCAUUUGGGCAUUUAGAGAGUGGAAAAGGAUGAAGUGUGCUGCAGUAUUUCUUAUGCUGUCCAUGGUCAUCCUCAUGGCUGAACCUGGAGAGUGCAUUUGGGACGCAAUUUUCCAUGGAGCCAAACAUUUUCUUCAUCGGCUCGUCAAUCCUGGUGGCAAGGAUGCUGUCAAGGAUGUCCAACAAAAGCAAGAGCAGCAAAAAGAUCAGGAGCUGGAUAAGCGUGCAAUCAGUUACCACCCUCGUCGACUUAAUUUUGACUAGAUUCAAGCUACCACCAAAAAAACCCCAUUCUAUUGAAAAGAAAAGCUUCUUCGUCUAUAACAACAGAAAUAAAAUGCAGCUAAUUAUUUCUUGAAACUAUACUUUGUGUUACUUUACUUGAUAAAGUACUCUUAGCGUUUUUGUUUUUGUGAAUUGUCUUCUUUAAUAAAUUCAUAUUAUAGCAUGCUGAAA